GAGGCCCAGAGCAGUGAAGCGACUCGCCCAGGGACACAUCACAGAUGAGGUAACCGAGGCACAGAGAAGUGAACCGACAUGCCUAAAGUCGCAUAACAGAGGGAGGAGACGCCGCUUGAGCCAAGGACCGGAGCCAAGACCCCCCCUCCCCCACUCCAUGUUGACCUCGUUCGCAGGCCGUCGCCAUGGCGCCCCCGGCGGAGGUGAGCGACCCGGCGCACGCCCCGGCCCUCCUGCGCCAGCUGAACGAGCAGCGGCUGCACGGCCUCUUCUGUGACGUGACCCUCAUCGCGGGCGACACCAAGUUCCCGGCCCACCGCAGCGUCCUGGCCGCCUCCAGCCCCUUCUUCCGCGAGGCCCUGCUGCCCCCCCCGGCCCCGCCCCCGCCCGGCGGCCCGGCCCCGCCCCCGCCGGCCCGGGUCCUGGAGCUGCCCGGCGUCCCCGCCGCCGCCUUCUCCGACGUCCUCAACUUCAUCUACAGCGCCAGGCUGGCCCUGCCGGGCGACGACGCGGGCGCCGCCCAGAUCGAGGCCCUGGGCCGCCGGCUGGGCAUCCCCCGCCUGCAGGAGCUCGGGGACGGGGACCCCUGGGGGGACCGGGCCGAGGGCCAGGACGAGUGGGCCGGCGACGAGCCCGGGACCACCAAGACGCCGUCGCCGGCCCGGGCCGCCCCGGCCGCCGCGGCACCGGCCGCCCCCCGCCUGCCCCGGCCCCGCCGGCCCCUCUCCUGCCCCCGGUGCGGCAAGGGCUUCAUCCACGCCAAGAGGCUGCAGACGCACGAGACCCAGUGCCGGAGGAGCGCCGGGCGGGCGGUGGGGGCGGCGUGGACCCGUCCCCGCCCUGGCCCCCCCGAGCCCGCGCCCCCUCCUCCCCCGCCGCCCGCGCCGCCCCUGGCUGCGGCCGCCUACCGGGCCGGGCAGGAGCACCUGGUCAAAGUGGUCGGGGGCCACCUGCUGUACGUGUGCGCCGCCUGCGAGCGCAGCUACGUCACCCUGUCCAGCCUGAAGCGCCACGCCAACGUCCACUCCUGGCGCCGCAAGUAUCCCUGCCGCUACUGCGAGAAGGUCUUCGCCCUGGCUGAGUACCGCACCAAGCACGAGGUCUGGCACACCGGAGAGCGGAGGUACCAGUGCAUCUUCUGCUGGGAGACCUUCGUCACCUACUACAACCUCAAGACCCACCAACGCGCCUUCCACGGCAUCAGCCCGGGCUUCCUGGCCAGCGAGAAGACCCCCAACGGCGGCUACAAGCCCAAGGUCAACACCCUCAAGCUUUACCGCCUGCUGCCCAUGCGGGCCCAGAAGCGGCCCUACAAGACGUACAGCCAGGGCGGGGCGCCCCUGCCGGUCGCCCCCUCCGCCCUGGCGCCCCCGGCCCCGGGGGACGCCCCGCCGCCUCCGCCGCCGCCCCCCGCCCAGGAGCCGCGGCCCGAGCCCGGGGUCGCCCCGUCCGUCAUCACCUUCGGCCGGCCGGCCCCGUCGGUCAUCGUGCACAGCGGGACCCUGGCCGGGGCGGUGGCGGGGCCCGUGGCGGCCACCCCGGCCCCCGCCCUGCCGGGGGGCCAGGCCGCCUCGGUCAUCGCCUACAGCUGCCCCCCACGGCCGCCCAAGAAGCGGGAGUACCCGCCCCCCGUGGGGCCGGCGGCGGGGAUGACGACGGCGGCGGCGGCGGCGGGGACGACCGAGGAGGGGCCGGAGCCCAAGGGCCGCGGCGCCCGCCCCGCCCGCACCCUCACCUACACGGCCAAGCCGGCGGGCGGGGCCGGCGAGGGCCGCGGCGGGGCGGGCGGGGGCGGCGCCCCGGGCGGCUCCGGGGGGCCCCCGCCGCUCUGCCAGAUCACCGUACGGAUCGGCGAGGAGGCCAUCGUGACCCGGCGGAUCUCGGAGACCGACCUGCGGCCCGGCGAGACACGGGACGGCGGGGGCGACGGGGAGAGCGAGGACGAGGAGAGCGAGCGGGAGGCCGGCGGGGACGGGGACGAGCUGUGGCGGCCCUACUACUCGUACAAGCCCAAGCGCCGGGGCUGCGGCGGGGGGCCCCCCAAGGUCCGCCGGGCCCCCCGCGGCUGGCGGCGGAAGCCGGAGCGGCGGCCCGCCACGGGAUGGGGGGACGACGGCGCCGGGGCCGAGGCGGGAGCCGGGGGCGAGGCCUCCCCGGCGGGGCGGGCCGGCGACUGGAAGCACCAGUGCGGGGUCUGCGGCAAGAGCUUCUCGGCCCUGAAGAAGCUCCGCAAGCACCAGGAGGCCCACGGGGGCGCCCAGGCGGCCCGUGCCGGCCGCAGGCCGUCGGCCCGCUUCGCCUGCCCGCACUGCGCCAAGGUGUGUAAGACGGCGGCCGCCCUUGGCCGGCACGCGCAGCGGCACGCGGGGGAGCGCGCGCCCCCGGGCGGAGGCGGCGGAGCCCCCACGGCCGUCAUCGCCUACACCAAGGGCCCCGGCGGCGGGGCCUCGGGCGCCCGAGGGCCGGGGCCGGGGCCCGGACAGGGGCCGGGCGUCAAGGAGGAGGAGGCCCCGCAGGAGAUGCACGUGUCGUCGUCCAGCGGGGAGGCCGGCCAGGGCGAGGCGGCGGCGGGCGAGGCGGCGUCCCUGCAGGACCCCGUCAUCUCGGGCGGCGAGGAGCCCGCCGGCUACCCGCCGCAGGAGUUCCCGCUCCCCCUCGUGGGGCCCCGGGCGCGCCGGGAGGGCUGCGCGGCCGCGGCGGCCGAGAAGGGUGGCGGGGGAGGGUACCCCAGCGCCAUCCAGUUCGGGGGCGCCGGGGACGGGGAGGCCGGGCCCAAGGUGGCCUUCUACCCGGAGCCCUACCCCCUGGUCUACGGACCGCAGCUCCUGGCCGCCUACCCCUACAACUUCGGCAACUUGGCCGCCCUCCCCGUGGCCCUCAAUAUGGUCCUGCCCGACGAGAAGGGGGGGGCCCUGCCCUUCCUCCCGGGGGUCUUCGGCUAUGCCGUCAACCCCCGGGCCGCCCCCACCCCG
Messenger RNA from Ornithorhynchus anatinus (platypus), 2972 nucleotides. RefSeq names its product zinc finger and BTB domain containing 4 (gene ZBTB4). Gene Ontology annotation, biological process: regulation of transcription by RNA polymerase II. Gene Ontology annotation, cellular component: nucleus. The record is from RefSeq and is a predicted model, not a curated record. Gene Ontology annotation, molecular function: RNA polymerase II cis-regulatory region sequence-specific DNA binding; protein binding; DNA-binding transcription factor activity, RNA polymerase II-specific. NCBI's taxonomy places the organism in Eukaryota, Metazoa, Chordata, Mammalia, Monotremata, Ornithorhynchidae.